AUGGCGCGAGACAACUGCAUCGUGGUGGACGGCCGUGACGUCAUCGUGGGGUCCGCAAACAAGUACGACUGCCACCGCUUCGUGCCCGGUCAGCCGCAGGGGCGCCUGCACCGCGCCUUCAGCGUGUUCCUCUUUGACAGCAGCAAUCGACUGCUGCUGCAGCAGCGGGCGGCCGACAAGAUCACGUUCCCAAGCGUGUGGACCAACACAUGCUGUAGCCAUCAGCUGGUGGGCCAGGCGCCUGAGGAGGUCGACAGCGACGAGGACAUUGCAGCCGGCCGCGCGCCCGGAGCUGAGGCCGCCGCGCGCCGGAAGCUGAGGCAUGAACUUGGCAUCGACCCGGUGCAGGUGCCGCCCCUGCGUUUCCUCACGCGGCUGCACUACUGCGCGGCGGACAGCGAUACGCACGGCCCAGCCUCGCCCUGGGGUGAGCAUGAGGUGGACUACAUCCUGCUGGGCCGGGUGCCGCACGGUGCUGAGCUGGCGCUGGCCCCCAACCCCGAGGAGGUGGGCGCGGUGCGCUACGUCACGCGGCAGGAGCUGGCGGCCAUGAUGGACCCGGGCAGCGGUCUGCGCUGGAGUCCCUGGUUCCGCAUCAUCGCAGCACACUUCCUGCCGGCCUGGUGGGACGACCUGGACGCGGUGCUGGCGGACGGCAAGCACGCAGACGCGGCGCGCGUCCACCGCAUAGAUUGCUGA
Messenger RNA from Monoraphidium neglectum, 699 nucleotides. RefSeq names its product isopentenyl-diphosphate delta-isomerase. The transcript has 2 exons. Bases 1 to 699 code for a protein of 232 amino acids. Gene Ontology annotation, cellular component: cytoplasm. NCBI's taxonomy places the organism in Eukaryota, Viridiplantae, Chlorophyta, Chlorophyceae, Sphaeropleales, Selenastraceae. Gene Ontology annotation, biological process: isoprenoid biosynthetic process; isopentenyl diphosphate biosynthetic process. The record is from RefSeq and is a predicted model, not a curated record. Gene Ontology annotation, molecular function: isopentenyl-diphosphate delta-isomerase activity.